This is a messenger RNA of Paramacrobiotus metropolitanus, 1590 nucleotides long. RefSeq lists its product as uncharacterized. The coding region runs from base 1 to 1590 and encodes 529 amino acids. The record is from RefSeq and is a predicted model, not a curated record. Lineage: Eukaryota; Metazoa; Tardigrada; Eutardigrada; Parachela; Macrobiotidae. The transcript has 2 exons.
AUGGAGUCAGCCACUAAUAAUACUCUAGUUGUCCUUAAAGUUGACUUUAAAAAUGCGUUCAACACGAUAUCCCGGGAAGCCGUGUUAGCCGCCGUGGAUAAGCACUUUCCCGAAUACAGUAAUUUUAUACGCAAUGCCUACGGACACCGCUCCUCUUUGUUUCUGGAAGACCUCUCGUUAUCGUCGGAAUCUGGAGUGCAACAAGGAGAUCCGUUAGGCCCUCUCCUGUUCAGCCUCGUUCUCCAUCCUGUCGUGACAGCCCUGCAAGCGGAACUAAACGCUUGGUUCCUAGAUGACGGAACCCUGGGCGGUACUCCAGCGGCUGUAGCCGAAAGCUUUGACAAGGUAGUACAAGAUGCACAAGCCAUCGGUUUGAACGUCAACGAGGCAAAGUGUGAAUUAAUCGUCAUCGGUGGAUCAGAAGAGUCUCAGCGGACAGUGGCCGAAUAUUUUCUGGAUCGAUAUCCCAGUCUGCGCAUAGUAUCAAAAUCCAGUAUGUCCCUCCUGGAUGAUGCAAUAGCUCCCAUGCUUUCUGAAAAAGCCACCACACUAACCACGGCUUAUGAACGCUUGCAACUGUUACCAAAUCAUCAGUCAUUGUUCCUCCUGAAGAAUUGUCUAGGCGCCCCCAAAAUAAUCUACAUGCUACGUUGCUGCAACGCCUGGAAGCACCCAAAACUGCUUUAUCAGCUCGACGACGCGCUGCGUCUGUGUUUUCAGAACCUGUCCAAUGUCCGCACGAACCAGAAUGACUACCCGUGUUGGCGUCAAGCAUCACUGCCCGUUAGUAGAGGUGGUAUUGGCAUCCGCCGGUCGGAGGAAUUACCUCUCCCAGCUUUCUUGGCUUCGAUUCACUCCGUUUCUGGUUUGGUUUUGGCGUUACUUCCUACAGGCGGAGCACUUGAUAGCACGGAAGCCCAAGAAUUAUGGAAGUUAAAGGCGUCUCAGCUGGAAAUCCCCGAACCUGCCUUCCGAAAGGCGCAAAAAGCAUGGGAUUUGCCUCUUUGUAAUGUCUCCUUGGCCGCGCUGCUAAACGUUUUUCAGAACGACGAUGUCAACAAAGCCCGCCUACUUGCCCAGUCUAAACCGGAAGCCGGCAUCUGGUUGAAUGCGCUGCCUUCUGGCCACAUCGGAAAUUUGCUCGACGAUGACACCCUCAAGAUCAGCACUGGACUUCGCUUGGGCGCGAAAAUCUGCGAGCCACACCAAUGCAGCAAAUGUCAUAGACCAGUGGACGGUUACGGUCAUCACAGAUUGUCCUGCCCUUUCUCCGCAGCGGAGAAUUACACCGCCGAGAUGGGCAGGAUAGGCCGACAAGAGCGACGUCAGAUUGACUCAGCAGCCGACUUGGAAAGACGGAUACGAGCACAGAAACGACUCCUGCGCCCGUCAGGAACGUCAGCACCGACCACACUGGCGGUGAUUGACGAAGAAAUCCGACUAGCCCGGUUGGAUGGCUUAGCGAAAAACCGCGACAAAGCGCUCCAUGAGAUCAGCGAAGUGAAGAAAAGAUUGGCCAGACUUGACCCAACCGACGAGCAUUACUCCUCAACUGUCCAGUGCAACAACGAGCAAAUAGCGUUGGACUAA